AUGGAGCAAACGGGCCUUCUUGACUUAGACAACCCAAUCCACAUGUUUGUGUUACAUUGGGUGUUUUUACAAAGAAUAAAUUAUGCUUUGCAUGAGUGGAUGGACAGUUUUAAUAACCACCCACUUUCAACUGAGCACAACUGGACACCAAACCAACUUUGGAUUAAUGGCAUGCUAAGAGAAGACAAUCCACUAGCUAUUGGGGGGCUUGAUGAUGACCCUCAUGAUACAAGGUUUUAUGGGGAAGACCUAGAUGGACCAACACCUUUCGAGGACAGUGAUAACUGUGUCAUAGUUUCACCAGUUCAUAUACCAGGAAUUAAUACAGAAGAACUAGUGUUUCAAUAA
Messenger RNA from Paramuricea clavata, 348 nucleotides. Lineage: Eukaryota; Metazoa; Cnidaria; Anthozoa; Malacalcyonacea; Plexauridae. The record is from the annotation of a GenBank genome assembly.